Linum tenue is the source of this 273-nucleotide messenger RNA. NCBI's taxonomy places the organism in Eukaryota, Viridiplantae, Streptophyta, Magnoliopsida, Malpighiales, Linaceae. The record is from the annotation of a GenBank genome assembly.
AUGCAGCCCUCCUCUGCGCCGGAAUCGAAGAAUCUUCCUCUCAAGCCUGCCCAUAUAUUUUCGCCCAAAACAUUUAAUCUUCCAAUCUUUGGAAGACCUUCAUCUCGAGGCUUUGGUGUUCUUUCGCCGAUAGCUCCUCCUGCAUUCCUCGACCGUGCCGGAGUCGAAGACCUUCCUCUCAAGCCUUGCUCUUUCCCGUCUGUCUCUAAUCGGAGGGCCGACAUAUUGCUCAUCACCGUGUUCGACUCACGCUGGCGCAUUAGCCUCAGCUAG